Molecule: messenger RNA, 1233 nt
Organism: Solanum tuberosum (potato)
Lineage: Eukaryota; Viridiplantae; Streptophyta; Magnoliopsida; Solanales; Solanaceae
Product: putative late blight resistance protein homolog R1A-10
Exons: 2
Coding region: 1-1233 (410 amino acids)
Biological process (GO): defense response to other organism
Molecular function (GO): ADP binding
Source: RefSeq, a predicted model, not a curated record
AUGGCUUCUGCCGCUCUUUCUUCACUUAUGUAUACAUUGGAACAACUCUUCAAACCUAAUCAAUCUUUCGUUUGUCCAUGCUCUACACAACAUCUUCAAUCUCUCUAUCAAAAUCUUUCUGCUCUGCAACUUUUCCUUGACAAUACUACCACAAAGGAUAUUGAAACUCUUAAGUUUAUAGAAAAGAGGAUCAGAGAUGUAAUAUACAAAGCAGAAGAUAAAGUUGAUUUAAGCCUAAGAAGUAUCGUUUUAGCAGAUUGCACAGAGAAUAAAGAAGGGGCUUGUAAAUUCUUUGAGGAAGAAUUGGUACAAGUGGAAAAAGAUGUUGAUUCUCUCAGGCAAGAGGUGAUGCAGAAUGAGUUUAACAAGCAUGGAAGCAAAUCCGCAGUAACUCUCUCCUCACCAGAAAAAAGUACAAUUGAGGAAAAUAGUAUUGUUGGGAUGGAGGAUGACUUCAACACCAUACUUGAUCGCCUCACUGCCCAAACAGACGAGUUACCUGUCAUACCAAUUUUUGGUAUGGGAGGUAUAGAAUACAGUGAGAGACAAAUGCUUCUUGAACUUGUCUCUUCAAUUACUGGAAGCAAGCAAGAAACAAGCAAUGGUGAACUAAUGGAGAUUGUGUAUAGAGGCCUGAAGGGUAGGAGAUUUCUAAUUGUCAUAGAUGAUAUUUGGGGUACUGAGGCAUGGGACCAAAUCCAAAGAAUACUUCCCAAAGAUAACAAUAAAAGCCGAAUUCUAUUAACCACUCAGCUCAAGUAUGUUGCUGAUUAUGUCAACAACCCUGAUUUUCUGCCUCAUAGUAAGUCUUUCCUAAGUCUAGAAGAUAGUUGGAAUCUAUUCACCAAAAAAAUAUUCAUAAAAGAUCAUUGUCCUCCUCUUCUAAAAGAAAUAGGGAAGCAUAUUGUACAACAAUGUCAAGGAUUACCUCUCUCUAUUGUUGUCGUUGCUGGACUUCUUGUAAAAAUGGACUUAACGCAUGACAAUUGGAAGGAGGUUGAGGAAAAUCUGGACUCAUUCUUUGGUAUGGUAUCUGAACGAUGCCAAUCAAUUCUUUCUCUGAGCUACAACUACUUGCCCCAAUAUUUGAGGGCUUGUUUUCUCUACAUUGGAGGUUUUCGAGAAGACAGAGAGAUUGAUGUUUACAAGUUGAUUAGGCCAUGGAUUGCUGAGGAAUUCGUAAAGGCAAGAAGCAAUAAAAAGUUAGAAGUGGUGGCAGAGGAGUAUCUAUAA